This is a messenger RNA of Alosa sapidissima (American shad), 2345 nucleotides long. It is a transcript of the gene ccdc92, whose product is annotated as coiled-coil domain containing 92. NCBI's taxonomy places the organism in Eukaryota, Metazoa, Chordata, Actinopteri, Clupeiformes, Clupeidae. The transcript is spliced from 5 exons. Bases 351 to 1577 code for a protein of 408 amino acids. The record is from RefSeq and is a predicted model, not a curated record.
UUGUCACUAGAGGGCGGAAUACGAGCGUUGUAGUGCGAAAGCUCGUGAAAAAACUGUGGAAUGGUUUCUAUGGUGACACUUUGUUGUAGAGUAGCCUAGAUGCUGCUGCUUAGCUGCAGCUCCGGGAGAUGACAGAACCGACGGUCUUCCCUACCGACCAAGAGGCACCAAGCAGCCUGCGCUGCACAUUUGAAUACAUGAAAUAAUGUGCUAGAACGGACACACUACAAAAUAUAAAAAUCUCUGAUCUCAAAUUUGUCCACUCUGUGACAUUGUAAGGUCUCGGGGUGUCUGUGGUGUGAGUGACCAUAUGUGAAUGCGUGUGUGUGUGUGUGUCAGCAGCACUCGUGAUGGCGUCGGUGAGCGUAACGUUGGAGAACCAACUCCACAGCGCUCAGAAGAACCUGCUUUUCCUCCAGCAGGACCACGCCAACACUCUCAAAGGCCUGCACGCUGAAAUACGGCGCUUACAGCAGCACUGCACUGACCUGACAUAUGAGCUGACAGUGAAGAGCUCAGAUCCAACUGACAGCAGUGAGGCGCGAUGCCGCGCGCUGCACGAGCGCUGUGAGGAGCUGGAGGAGCAGCUACGAGAGAAGGAGGAGGAGAACGCGGAGCUGCUGCGCGACCUGGAGCAGAAGACGGCCAUGAUCUCCGUGCUGGAGGGCACGCUGCGGGAGCGCGAGAAGAAGUACCUGGACGAGCUCAAGCUCAAGAGCCAGCGGCUGGCCGCGCUGUCCGGCGAGCUGGAGCAGAGGGCCAGCACCAUCGCCUACCUCACCUCGCAGCUGCACGCCACCAAGCGCCGCCUGCUGGCGGGGGGCGGGUCGUCCGCUGACGCCGUCGCCGCGGCAACACCACCGGCGGGGGGAGGGGCGAGUGGUGCGAGCCCAGCCCCGAGCCCGUCAUCGUCGUCCCCAGCCUACCGGCCCGCCCCGCCUGCCCAGCCGCAGCCUCAGGACACGCCCACUCGCCGGCGCAUGCGCAAGAGCCUGUCGCAGCCGCUGCACGCCGAGUGGGCGGAGCUCUACCGGCAGGGGGCGGGGCCCGAGGGCCGUCGGCUCAUCCUGAGGGAGGCGUUGGAGGCCAUGCCCGACCCCACGCCCUUCCUGCAGCCGCGCGACCCCUCCCACGCCGCGACGCCAGCCCCCCACCAUCCCCCGCAGCCGCUACACAAGAGCCGGCCUGCCGUCAUCCCCCCCAUCGUCGCCGCCGCCGAGCGCAGCGACCUCUCCGGGGCGGAGUCAGGCUCGCCCACCCCCACUGGGACCCCCACCCGCCUGCCCGCAGUGCCCUCCGCCUCCUCUUUCAGCCCCAGGGGCAGCCCUGCUCGCCACGAGAGGGCUCACGGUGGGGCGGGUACCCACGUGGGGGUGGCACACCGCAUCCCCCACUCCCCCCAGCCCGGCUCCCCCAGCGGCACGGCCCCCCAGGCCCCCCAGGGCAUCGCCCCCCAGGCCCAGCCGCACCCCCCCUCGCGUCCCAUCCACGCCGAGCUGCAGACGCUGGCGGUGGACCAGGUCAACGGCGGCGCCAAGGUGGUGCGCAAGCGCUCAGGCGCGGACAGAACUGUGUAACGCUCUCUCGCUCGCUCUCUCGCUCUCUCUCUCUCUCUCACUCACUCACUCUCAUGCUCUCUCUCAUGCUCGCUCUCUCUCUCUCUCUCUCUCUCUCUCAUGCUCUCUCUCUCUCUCUCUCUCUCUUUCUCUCUCUUGCUCUCUCUUUCUCUCUCUCUCUCAUGCUCUCUCGCUCUCUCUCUGUCACCCACUCUCACUCUCAUUUCGAUCUGUGUCUCGUUCUCUCUCGUAAACAUCACCCAUUCACUCACUCAAACAAAUACGUACACUCUGUCCCACAAAUACACACACACACACACACACAUUAUCUUAUUCAGCGCUCAUCUUAGUGUUGCUUCAUCGUGCCUUUUCCACCUGUGAGCUGAUGGUCAGUGGGACAGGGGUCAGAAGGUCAAAGUCCAGCUGUCAAUCUCUCUCAUGACCCGCCCCCUCCAGCUCUUCACUAGACUCAUGUAGAAGUGGAAAAAUCGCUAACACCAACACAGGACCAAUCUAAUAAACACACACACACACACACACACACUGCACUCAGAGAGAGGCCCUGGAUAAACAAAGAGUGGGGGAAGAAGAGAGUGAUAAAGUGGCAGCUGAGAAAGAAAGAGAGAGAGAGAGAGAAGAAAGAUGAAGUGAGUGGAGAAGAGAAGGCGAAGAGACGCAACCCUGCAAGGAAGAAGACGACAACAACAAAGCAAAUAAAUAAACAAAUAAACAAAUGAGACUGUGACAAGGGGGAAACGAAGACAGAUUAUUCACUCUCAUCCUUAAGAA